UCAAAGUCCAGUAUCGUACCUCUCGUCUCCGCUAAGAUCUCAAGACAUUCAGCAAAGCUAACCAGCCGUCAUCAUCAGCAGCAACAGCAUGCUCCGUACGAGCGUCAAGGUGGCAUCUACCUCCAGUGAAUUGGUUGGUGCUACUGGACGUCGGUAUUUCUUCAAAGAAUUGAUUCAAGAGAGACCGCACCUGGGGCGUGUCUGGUUGGCAACAUCCGGGUAUGAUAAAUUUGUCUUGAAGGAUAUUCCUAAAGACAUAUUCUCAGGCUUCAAUGAGAGCAUACGGCCUAGGCUUCGCGAAAACCCCUACAUACGGUUACCAUACCUGACCGAUGAUUUCCUGAGCCUUGUCAGGAAGCAAAUUCCGAUGCAAGCCAGGAAGCAAAUCCUCAAGGCUAGUUUGCGAGGGAUUGUCGAAUUACACGACCGAGAUAUCGUCCAUCUAGAUAUCAAGCCUAACAAUAUCAUGGUCAACCGCCGCCACGUCAAUCAAGAGACCAUAGUGGAACACGCGCAGAUCACUGACCUCGAAAAUGCGGCUUACCUCCCUAAAGGCAGGUGUAUUAAAGGGAUGCUGGCUGGCAAUGACAAUUGGCGAAGUCCAGAGGCGCAUUUCAAGGGCGAGCUCAACAAACCGUCUGACAUAUUCUCGUUUGGAGUCGUGUGCAUAUACGCUGUGCUCGGGCGUGUUAUAUUCGGGCCUGAUGACGAUUUUCAAAAACAUCAAGUGCAGUGUGCACUCCCUGCUCUCAUUCGCUUGCAGCGUCAAGUUUCGUACUUCGGGGACCAGGAAGGAUUGAAUGGGCUCAUGAAGCACGUUGGCGACGAGGAAGUCAAUUGCCAGGUCCUGCGGAUGCUUUGGGAAGAGCGGACCGAAGACUACAUCCCGUACGAACCAUUUUCGAAUUGGUCAGACGUUAACGACGCGGUGUUCAAAGAUCUCAUCCAGGGGAUGACGAAUCUGGACCCUACGAAGCGGAUCACGGCGCAUCAGGCGUUAGAACAUCCCUGGUUUGCAGGCUUCGAGAUUAAUUAG
Messenger RNA from Trematosphaeria pertusa, 1036 nucleotides. RefSeq names its product serine/threonine protein kinase. The coding region runs from base 89 to 1036 and encodes 315 amino acids. The transcript is spliced from 5 exons. Gene Ontology annotation, molecular function: protein serine/threonine kinase activity; ATP binding. Gene Ontology annotation, cellular component: nucleus; cytoplasm. The record is from RefSeq and is a predicted model, not a curated record. Lineage: Eukaryota; Fungi; Ascomycota; Dothideomycetes; Pleosporales; Trematosphaeriaceae. Gene Ontology annotation, biological process: protein phosphorylation; mitotic DNA damage checkpoint signaling.